Molecule: messenger RNA, 1516 nt
Organism: Sus scrofa (pig)
Lineage: Eukaryota; Metazoa; Chordata; Mammalia; Artiodactyla; Suidae
Gene: TMEM243
Product: transmembrane protein 243
Source: RefSeq, a predicted model, not a curated record
GGAGCCGCACGUCCGCUCUCCGCGGGCCGGGCCGGUCACUUUCCCGCCGACGCCUCGGUACGGAGUUUCCGCGCGGGCGUGGACAGGGACCCGUGCUUUCCCGCGCGGCCAGGACUCCCCAGCGUGCGGGCGGCAGGGACGCCGAGGUUUGGCCUGCCGGCGCAAGGCGGAUCCGAGAGAGUGGCCCAUUUGAGCCGGGCCAAGGUGGGAUCCCCUCCUCCUGCUCCGAAAGCGCGAGGGGAGCGCGCCGGCCCGCGGGUACAUGCAAUCCUCGAGCGGGGAUCCGAAUCGCUCCGCGCUGCCGCGAUCUGAACGCGCAGCGCUGCGGGAGGGGACGCAGAGCCCUGGGCUCUGCUCCCGCAGCUUCACUUCUCCGGCAGUUGGGGAGAGAGGGUUGGGGCGGGGCGGAGGGCUUGUAAGGGUUUCUCCCAGAAAAACUUUUUUCCCCCGCUGAGCCUGAAGAGCUGCUGAAGAUGAAGAGCGGAGCGGGGCUCAGGCUGAGCUGCCUUAUCCCGUGGGUCUGAGCGCCCACCCCCGCCGCCGCCGGGACUGCGGCCCCCUGGGCUUCGGCAAUGAGCGCUCGGUGACUGCGACUCGUGGACCCGGGACUUCGGGAGGCAAUGCUGGUUCGGCUUUGAGUGCCUUGGGGACAGCGAAUAAACCCUAAAAUGGAGGACUUUUCUACCAGGACCUACGGCACCAGUGGCCUGGACAACAGACCUCUGUUCGGAGAGACGUCGGCCAAGGAUCGAAUCAUCAAUUUAGUUGUCGGCAGCUUAACAUCCUUAUUGAUUCUAGUAACGCUGAUCAGUGCUUUUGUUUUCCCUCAACUACCUCCAAAACCACUGAAUAUAUUUUUUGCGGUCUGCAUCUCUUUGAGUAGUAUUACUGCCUGCAUACUUAUUUACUGGUAUCGACAAGGAGACUUAGAACCGAAAUUUAGAAACCUAAUUUACUAUAUCUUAUUUUCUAUCAUCAUGUUAUGUAUAUGUGCAAAUUUGUAUUUCCAUGAUGUGGGAAAGUGAGGCUGCCAAGGAGAAAUACUUACCAGGUCUCUUCAGAGCUCUAUAUUUGGACUUGACUAAGAGCUGGAUAAGGUAUGCUGAAGAAUCUCUUGCAGAAGCCUGACACAUGAUUUUCAUGUUAACUGUAAAUCUAAAUCCCCUCUUGCAGGGGAAACAUAUCCUAGAUCAACUUGCUUUUUCUUUAAGGAGCUGGUGUUGCAUUUAAACAUUCCCCCUUAAAGCUCGAACGGCACAAGUCAUUUUCACUUUUGAAAUUAAAACUUUUUAUAAUGUAAUUGCAUGGCGAAAGGCUAUGUAACAAACAAUCUUGCAUUUUAAGACAAAUAUUAUUUUAUUUCUGUUAAAUUGAAUAUACAAUUAUUGUUCCCUAGGCAACCACUUUUGCUUAUAACUACAAUUUAAUUUCACAUUAACAAAACACAGACGGUGAAAAGACAACUUUGAUUGUGUAGAUCUAAUUACAAUAAUAAAUAAAAUAAUUUAUACAAGUU